CACCUUUCCGCCAUGAGAAUGACCGUUCUUUCCCGACGGCUAUUCAAGCGACUGCGUCCCGACCGAAUACUCCGUAUCUACCCAAAGCAUGUUCCCCUACAGUGGUGGCGGUGUUGUUGUUGGUGGGGCUGCUACUUGCUGCUGAUGACUCGCUCGGCAGUGACCAUCUCGGCGAGUUCGUUGUCGACCGACGAACGGUACCUGUACUACGCCCAAGACGUGGACACGUCGCCCGUCAUCGAGUACAUGCCCGACGCCGACGCCGCCGAUCCCAACCAUCCCGACUUUCUCUAUCGUCCACAAGCUCACGGACCUCGAAUUGUGGAAUUCUACGCACACUGGUGUCCCCACUGUCGGCGCUUUCGGGAUCACUACGUACAAUUCGCGGGACAACUCGUCGCCAUGGCCAAAGACCAAAAGGUCGAACCCCCGCUGCGCGUCUACGCCAUUUCCUGCGUAGCGCACAAAGCCAUCUGCCGCGAUCAAGGCGUCAAAGGAUACCCCAGUCUCAAAGUGUUCCCCGCCUAUUCUCUCAACGCAACGGCGGAACCCUCCUACUUUCGACUCCACCCGUUUAGCGUUCUCGGCAGUAUGGGCAUCGACUUUGACGUCGACAACCACGCCCAGUUUGCCGUAGCCGAUACGUCAAUGACGGCCGCCUCGGCGGCCGUGACUAGUCACACGCAUUCGUCCUUUCUGCGUCGGAACUGGUUCGGGAGUCUCACCAGUACCACGGACGGUACCCUCCGUGAACGCCAAACCCACGUUGCCGAUCUGGACAGUACCCGUCGGACCAAGCAAAACGUUUUUGACGAUGCCUACCGAUCCUUCGAUUUCGCCAUCCGUACCGCCGUCUUCAUGACCAACGGUCCUUUGGAACACAACGCGACCAGAGACGCCUUGCACGACUGGUUGUCCCUGCUACAAAAGGCCACGCCACCAACCUGGUCGACGUUACAGAAACCCGUACGGGCACUCCUGGGCAACUUUGACGAAAUCGUGCGCGGCGAAGACCACUUGCUCGCAGUGUACGAAAAGGUAGCCUCGCCGCCCGCAUCGCAUCAGUGGAGUGACGACUGCUCGCACGGCCAAAAAGGUGCCGGCUACACGUGCGGCCUCUGGCAACUCUUCCACAUUGUCACCGUGGGUGCCACGGAAUGGAAUCUUAUGCUCUUGGAAGAGAAUUCACCCAAUCUUCUCGACCUGACCGACACCGCUGACACGUUCCGGAACUACGUCCAGCAUUUCUUCGGUUGCGAAGUUUGUCGGCUCAAUUUCGUCUCGGCCUACGACGCCUGCGCGCACGAUCGGUGCCACCGCUUGGACCCUACCGACCAGUCCCGGACCGCCUGGAUCCAACUACCCCUCUGGUUGUUCGAAACGCACAAUGCCGUCAAUGCUAGACUCCUUCGCGAACAGGCCGAACGGGAAGGAUGGAACGUUACCCUCGCCGACCAGCGCGCCCGGGAGUUUCCCUCGCGCCACGCCUGUCCCGUGUGUUGGAAAGCUGACGGGAGCUGGGACGAAGAUAUGGUGUACCAGUUCCUGCGACUCGAAUACUGGCCCGAAGACUCGGUGGCGGUAGACCUUCGGGAGCAGUUGGCCCAGCGCAUUCGGGUACAACAGGAAGGCUGGGAUUCCCAGCGUGACCCGAACGAUCCGGACGACGAUCGGAACGUCCCCGUCCCACCCGUGGCCUUACAGCUGGUUCCGUUGAUGGUUGUGGUAGGACUAGUGGCCGCCUGGUACACGAAACGUAACGAGCGGCUGAGGACGGGUCGGCACAAACGGAUCGCCUGA
Molecule: messenger RNA, 1800 nt
Organism: Phaeodactylum tricornutum CCAP 1055/1
Lineage: Eukaryota; Bacillariophyta; Bacillariophyceae; Surirellales; Neidiaceae
Exons: 1
Coding region: 13-1800 (595 amino acids)
Biological process (GO): protein folding
Cellular component (GO): Golgi membrane
Molecular function (GO): protein disulfide isomerase activity; flavin-dependent sulfhydryl oxidase activity
Source: RefSeq, a predicted model, not a curated record